GAUGCUUAUUAUUAUUUUGAAUUAGGGUAAUAAUGUUUGGAAAAUAUGUUUUAAAAUGUUUGAAUUUGCAGUGCAAAUAUACAUUAAAGAAUGGUGUUCCAUAAAAUAUUCCGAAUUCAAUUAUUGAAUCUUAAAACAAAAUUAGAACUAAAUUUUCUCACAGAUCAAAAUAUAAACGCCUAAUUUAAAAAUAUUCGAAAACAAAUCAAAUUAAUGCAAAUAUUUUAUAAAAAUACAAAGAAUAUUAAUGUAUUAUAAAAAUGGCUGAUGAAAUCGAAAUUGAAGAACAUGAUGUUUUAGAAAACCCUCGUAUCAAACGGAUUUUUCCUGAUUUAUCAAUACUUAAAAAAGAAAUAGGUGAUAAUGAUGUCUAUGAUGGAUGUCAUGAAUCUUCAAAAAGCAGUAUUGCUGAAAACUCGAUGACAACAAUAAAUGACAAAAACCAGGGAAGAUGUAAAUCAGAAUCAAAUGAGAAAAGUAUUAUAUUUGGCACAAAAAACCCUAUCAGCGGACCCAAAAGACAAAAAUUGGAGCUUCAUCUUAGAAAACCAAAAGUCUGUUUGCAAAAUAUUUCAAUAUCUUUAAAUAAAAAUCCAAACUUUUGUAAAACAUGUUCAAUUGUGUUUCCGAGAACGGAGUCCUACAAUGAACACAGAUUAUAUACACAUAGAUUACCGAUAAAUGAAGAUUGCAAUAGUGUCAGUAAAAACUUUGAGUGUAACGAAUGCAAUGUAACAUUUGUGAACUACGGUAACUUGAGUAGACAUAGGAGGAAUAUUCAUUCAAUUCAUGAAAACCGCAAAUAUAACGACAAAACUAUAACUGGGGUUAAUGUUAUGGUGAAAAUUAAUAAUACAAAUUUUAACUCAUUACCAGAAAGUAAUCUUAAAGAGUGCUUUCACUGUGACAUGCUGUUCAAAACACAACAAUCGCUUAUAGACCAUCUGUAUGACGUCUUGGAUUCGAGGAAGACGCAGAGUUCACAAAUUAAACCAGUUAAUGAAUCUGAAGGGAGGGGUGAUCAAAAUAAGCAACCCCGAAAAGAUAUUGAUCAAGAACAAUAUAAAAAUAUUGUUGAAAUGACCCAACAUGUCAUGAUAUUCAGAUGUCCUAUAUGCUCGUACUGCUUUAAUGAGUGGGAAUUCUAUGAAGCGCAUAUGAUAAAGAAGCAUAAUGUAUCUAAAGUGAAAGAAACAAGCAUGGUGCCAUACAAACCUAGCUGUAAAUUCUGUAAUUUACAAUACUCAAAUUACAAAUCAUACAACACACAUUUGCAUAAAAGACACAAAAAUAAAAUUUUACAAAGAGUAAGGAAACAAAGCUCCAAUAAAAUCAAUAAAUCCAUUGUAAAAAAGACAUUGUUGGAUCUCAAAAGACAAGAUCAUAUAAGGCAUCAAGUCGGUCAGAUAUAUGAUGAAAGGAGAUUUGAUAACGUAAAAGCUUUAAGUGGAGAGCAAUUAAGUACUAUCAAAACUGAUGUUAAAGUUGUGGCGCAUCAGACAAUUCUAUUCAGAUGUUCACAAUGUAAUAUACAUUUCCUGACGAGUGCUGCAGCAAAAGAUCACACAGAGCAUUCUUCUUUAGAUGAUUCUGAGUGUACAGUUUGUGACAGACAAUUCAAAAUUAAGGAUAUCAAUAUACAUAUGGAACAACAUAAAUAUUCAAACUAUAUAACAGUCAAUACAUGUAAAGGUAGGGACACACAGGAGGUACUAGAAAUACUCCAUAAAUGUCCAUCUUGCGCUGUACAUUUUAGUAAAGAAGGGAUUUUAAAACAUUACACAGUUUGCAAGAUGAGUCCAUCGAAAUCAGCUUAUUGCAAAGUAUGUGAUAUUCUUAUAUCUGAAGAUAUUAAAACCUCGCAUUAUGAAGAACAUGACAAACAAAGAUUAAAGCCCUCCGAUUAUGAGAUCGUUGAAUUUAAAAAAUUAAAAAGGAGGAACUUUAAAAUAAGCAAUAAAAGAGGAAAAGGUGGUGUUCCAAAGUAUCUGUUCCAUCUGAUUCAGUGUAAUGUUUGUGAUUGUAACAUAUUGAAAGCUCAUUAUAAAUCAGCAAUUCACUUUCGCUCUAGCUGUGCACAUUUCAUAAAAUAUGUGUGUAAAUAUUGCGGUCUGGUAUUCUCUAACAAAUCCAUCAACAGCCACAGGAGAUUACACCAGAAGUGCAACGAUCUGAGCAUCAGAGAUUUUACGUUUUACGAUUUGAAAACCGGCAAGAAGAUAUUACCGUCGAUACCGGUUUUUCCCAAAUGCGGUUCAUGCGGUAAACACUUUAUAAGCAAGUUCGAAGUCAAGAGGCACGUCUGUAACCGAUAUAACCAUUUGAAUUGCCCAAAAUGUGAUAUGAAACUGUCACAAACUGCUUACGAUCUACAUAUGCCGUUCCAUGAUUUGGUUUUGAGUAACGAAGGAAUAAUUCAAAACCUAACCAUCGAAGCAAAUGUACCAAGUGCGAGCAACAUUAGCGGAAAAAAUAAUAUAAAUGCAGUAUUUUCUUGUAAAAAUUGCAUCUUGGCUUUUAAUUCAUACGACGAGGCCAUCGAGCACUGCCACAUGCAUAGAGAUCUUGAUGAAAUCGUAAUUGAAAAAAUCGAAUGUAAGAUAUGUGAUUUACAAUUUGAUAAACACCGUUAUGAUGGACACAAGAAACUUCAUGAGGACUUCCCAGCGGCUGGAUAUAACUACUAUACAAUGGAUGUGCUUUAUUUUGGUUCUCACAAUGAUAAGUGGUUGAAACACGUAUUUGGCGAAGAUUGUUCGAAGGAGACUGUUAACGAUAUACUCGAGAACUCCAUGUACCGCCAUGAGACGAGAGUUAAAAUGAGAUUACUCCAGCGUGGAUCUUCAGGUGUCACAGUGUAUAAAUGCGAGAAAUGUGAUCGUUAUGUCGACAGUGACGGAAUUCACGAGCAUUAUAUCGCUUGUGACCAGAAUAUUUCUACGAAUUAUAAUGAUAACGAUGCAUAUAACGAUAAUCCAAAUAAUAGUAUCGUUAUUUUCAACGGAAAAGAAGACGAAGAAGUUAAUAAUAGAAUAUCUAAUAUGAAGAAAUGUUACGUUUUGUACGAAUGUAGAAUGUGUCACGUGGUGGUGAAUAGGAAAUGUGAGCAUGUUUGUGUUUUUGGUGAUUAUAAAGACUGCGGAACUUGUGGACUUUUAUUCAAUGCGAACGAUUACGACGCGCACGUAGAUAAACACAAACGUCUCAGCAGUUUUCAGGGAAAUUAUAUGAAAGUUAUUCUACUCGGAGCCAAAGAGCAAAAGUAUCAGAAUUCCAAAAACCAGAUAUCUAAAUUCUCAGGCAUUGUUUGUGAUUAUAGUUUUUAUAGAUGUUUGAAUUGUGAUGUGUGUGUACGAGAUUACAGGAGUACGUUACAACACUAUUGUCUCAUAGACGCUGCUAAGUCCAAAUGUGAUUUAUGUGAUUUACUUUUUGACGAAGGAAAACUUAAAGGCCAUUUGAAACUCCACGAUACUGAUCCAUAUUUUGUAAAAGACACAAUGUUUAUACAGAGUUUUGGUACAAAAAAAAAUGUUAAAAACCAAAUUGAAUCUAUUGAGAAUAACGAAAUCAGUACCGUCGUCAGCGGUGACAGUGUUACCAAUGCAAAAAAUCUCGAUCACAACAAUGAUUCAGAAAGAAAAAUAAGUAUAUAUAAAUGUAAGUGUGGCUUACACUAUCUGUCGGAAGCAACGGCGCAAGUACACUUAGAGAAAUGCAAAGGUAAAAUUAAACUAAAACAAAGUAAGCAGAACUGUUCAAAAUGCGGUCUCCAGUUUUCACCAGAUGUAUUAUUUAAGCAUCUUAUAGAACAUCAUGCCAAAAAAGAUGUUACUUACAAAUACGAAAUAAUACAGGUUUCUGAACGAGUCGACACUGAGAUGGAGUCAUAAGUAGAACUAUAUAUUUGUAUAGCAAUCUCAAGUCAAAAUAAUAUCUAAGACCGGACAAACCAAGUCAGAUUAUUUGCAAUGCCUGCCUAUAAUAUUUGUAAUUAUUGGUAAAAAAAUUUGCUUCGAGUACUUUCCGUGUCACCCUUAACACUUGUUUGUAUUUUAUACCUAUAUAUAGAUGUUAGACAGUUUUUUAUUCACAAAACGCGGCACAUAAUAGUAUCAAUCUAGGUAUUUGAAUGGAAAACUGGCAAAACUAUGUUUAGUUUGAAAAUGAAAACUUGUGAUAAAGGAUUUAGUGCUGUCACCAAAUCCUCUCUAAUCCUGUUAACGAUCGUAUUGCAAAGAUUUUAUUUUUCAUCUAUUUUAUUCAAAGUCGGUUCAAGGUCCACGAAGAAAAACUUUUCGCUCGUCAGUUAAUAGAUUUAAUUUUUCUUUAUAUGCUACACUUUCUGCUUCAAAGCGAUACACUAUAAGAAACGCUUCAACCGAAGAACAACCAAAUUGAACUUUUUUUAAAUCUAAAUUAUGUCAUGCAAAUUAUAGUUUAUUUUAAAUUAAGAACCCUAAUUUUUGAGAUGUAAAACAUUUAUUCAAAUAUCGUAACGACAAAAUAAGUUUUGUUUAAAAAAGUACAUUAAAGUAUUUUUUAUCCAUUAAAUAUUAAAUAUAUCGAUUAAAUUAGAAUAAUAUUUUUCACCUUAAAUGACUCAGGGCUUAAAAAAUUCUUAUGUUAUUGCUAAUUAUCAAUAUUUUAAUAUAUAAAAAGAUUAUUUGGAAAUAUAGAUUAUAUAAGAGUAAUAUAAGUCAAUAAGUCACUACUUUGUAAGAGUUUAAUGUAAUUCCAUAAGCCGUAGUCUAGUAAUUAAAACGAUUUAAUUGCGAAUUUUCUUUCGGUUAUGUAAUUUUGUUUUUUUAUAUUUAUUUAAAUUAUCAAAAAAAGAUACAAAUGUAUUUUAGUAUAAAAUGUACAUUAGUUGUUGUUUAAGAUAAAUAAUGU
Danaus plexippus (monarch butterfly) is the source of this 4893-nucleotide messenger RNA. RefSeq names its product zinc finger protein 845-like. NCBI's taxonomy places the organism in Eukaryota, Metazoa, Arthropoda, Insecta, Lepidoptera, Nymphalidae. The record is from RefSeq and is a predicted model, not a curated record. The transcript is spliced from 2 exons. Bases 261 to 3893 code for a protein of 1210 amino acids.